CUUCCUUGCUUUGCGUCAUGCGGGGGCAGUGAUGUUUAUGUGAGGGAAAGCCAGUAUAUGAAGCUCCCUGAGGCACCAUUAAGAGUAUUAGUGUGUAGGGAAGGGCUCCUGCAUUCAGUGGACCAGGGGAUGUGGUAAAUAAGGUUCUGGAGUCCCUAACCAAAAUAUUCAUGCAGUCUUGACCUCACCACCACCACUACCACCACCAUGUUCAGGCAGCAGGUGGCAGUGGGCGGCAACAAGCAGAUCUGUAGCUACUAUCUGAAGGGCACCUGUAAAUAUGGCGCAAAGUGCUGGUACUACCACCCCCCCAACCAAGGCGGCACCGGCGCUGCCAGCGGCGGUGGCGGAGUGUUCGGUGCCACAGCCAGCGUGUUUGGCGGGAAGUCUGGUGGCCAGCAGGACUCCAAGGAAUUCACUGACUUUGUGAAGCAGGUGAGUGGGGAGAUGACACAGUGGGAGCGCAGUGGGCAGUGGCUCGUGUCCAGCUUCUCCCCGCUGAAGGCUCACCCUCCCCUCGUGGGCUUCUCUGACACGUCCCCAGAGGAGUUCAGGAUUGAUGCCUACACCGCCAACAAGACCAACACCUGUGCCGCCUAUCAAGCCAAGUGGAUGGAAGUGCAGCAGACCUUCAAACAGCUGCGGGAGGCACUCAAGAUGUCCACCUCUGAGGCUGUGCAGGCACUGAGGGAUGUAUUCUACAGUAAGAGCCCCCUGGAGCAGCAGCAGCAGCAGCAGCAGGUGCUGAAGCAGCCAGCAGGGCUGUUUGGCAAGACCAGCGGCGGCUCCAUGUUUGGCAGCUCGUCAAGUGCCGCCAAUACAGGGCCAGGGCUGCUGGGGGCAGCUCCCCAGGCCGCCCAAGGUUCCCUCUUCGGCGCCGCCACCCCCUCCAUUUUUGGGGGAGGAGCAGCGCAGGCCCCUGCCACCCCCAGCAUCUUUGGCGGGGCAUCAGCAGCCAAGCCACUCUUUGGGGCACAGACAUCGGUGUUAGGCACAUCUGGGGGCAGCGUGUUUGGGGCACAGCCUGCCACCGCUGCCGCUGCCCCCAGUGUGUUUGGCGCUACCCCAGCCACGCCCCAGGCUGCCACGUCAGGGUCGCUGUUCAGUGCCGCACAGACCCCCAGCUCAGUGUUCGGGACUGCCAGCACGGCUCAGGCCACACCCGCCCCAGCAGCCCAGACCAGCAUCUUUGGCCAGCAACAGCAGCAGGGCAGCCUGUUUGGCUCACAGCCACAGCAGGCACAGCAGGGUGGCCUGUUUGGCUCACAGGCCCCACAGCAGCAGCAGCCCCAGCAGACCAGCCUAUUUGGUGCCCAGCCACAGCAACAGACCAGCUUGUUUGGCGGACAGCAGCAGCAGACACAGCAGACGGGAGGAGUGUUUGGUGCACAGCCACAGCAGCAGCAAUCAGCAGGCUUGUUUGGAGCACAGCCUCAACAGCAACAACAGCAGCCAGGGAGUCUGUUUGGUGCACAGCCUCAGCAGCAGCAGUCAGCAGGGCUGUUUGGUGCACAGCCUCAGCAGCAACAGCAGCAACAGCAGUCAGCAGGGCUGUUUGGUGCACAGCCUCAGCAGCAGCAGCAGUCAGCAGGGCUGUUUGGGGCACAGCCUCAGCAGGCAGGAGGGCUGUUUGGAGCACAGCCACAGCAGCAGCAACAGCAGCAGCAGCAACAGCAGCAGCAGCAGCAGCAGCAGCAGCAGCAGCAGCAGACAGGGGGACUAUUUGGGGCACAGCCAGAGGCCAGCACCACCACAGCCACACCGGGCAUAUUUUCCGGAGGAGCGGCCGCCUCACAGCCACAGGGAACCACUGGCUCCAUAUGGGGGUGCUCCCUUUGGGGGCAUCAAGCCGGGCCUUUUUGGGGGCGGGGGGAGGCUGCUGCCAAGCCCGGCCUGUUUGGCAAGCCUGCCGAGCCUGUGCCUAGCCUGUUUGGCCAGGGCCAGCCCAUCCCCACCCAGGCCGCCCCCUCACAGGGCAGCCACAACUACACCCCCCUGGACCAGCUCUCCCCAGAAGACCGGGCACAGUUUGAGGCAGAGGCCUUCACCUUCGUGCCCUUGUGUCCUCCUCCCCUGGAGCUGUGUGCCUGAAGGACAGGGAAGCCACACACUGGGGAGAGAGAAAUGUAAAGUGGAUAGGUCUCUCUCUCUCUCUCUCUCUCUCUCUCUCUCUCUCUCUCUCUCUCUCUCUCUCUCUCUCUCUCUCUCUCUCUCUCUCUCUCUCUCUC
Molecule: messenger RNA, 2228 nt
Organism: Scylla paramamosain (green mud crab)
Lineage: Eukaryota; Metazoa; Arthropoda; Malacostraca; Decapoda; Portunidae
Product: nuclear pore complex protein Nup98-Nup96-like
Molecular function (GO): metal ion binding
Source: RefSeq, a predicted model, not a curated record